Molecule: messenger RNA, 1287 nt
Organism: Tetrahymena thermophila SB210
Lineage: Eukaryota; Ciliophora; Oligohymenophorea; Hymenostomatida; Tetrahymenidae
Product: transmembrane protein, putative
Exons: 4
Source: RefSeq, a predicted model, not a curated record
AUGAUUUAUAGGUUCAAUGAUAAAAUCUCUCCUAUCACUUUUUCGUAUUAAUUACAUCAGAAAUUUUAAUUAAAAAUGUAAAUAAAAAUAAAAAAAACUAAAUUAAGUGACUAUUUUUUUAAAUUUAAAUAUUAUUAGCAGAGAGAUAGAGCUCAUCUUUAGCUUAAUAGAAAGAAAAUAUUAUUUAUCAAUUAGCUAUAAAAUUAAAUGAAACAGAAAUAGAUUGAUUAUUCUUAGCAUAGUUUUUUAAUGCUCAUCCCUAAAAUAACCAUUAAAUUCUAUGUUAAUGAAUUAUACGGAGUGGUUAACAGCUUUAAAGUUGGAGAAAUUUUAGGAGCUUUUUUAAUUGUUUUCAGGAACUUUGAGUUAACUUUUUUCGGAUUGUUAGGUGAGAGGCUCGAUAAACUUUCUAAUGUAGAUUAAAAUCUUUCAUUUUUAUCUCAAAAAUAAAACUUUUUUACAUUUUUUACUGACUCCACAAGCGUCCAAGGAAUAGUUAUUUUUCUCUUAAUUGUUAAUUUAGGAAUAUUAUUAGUACUAAUAAGCAUCUAUAUAUACUAUAUAUUUAAGAUGCUCAAAAAAGAGCAUAAAUCAAUUAAAUUAGAUUAGACGAAGGAUAAAAAAGGAUCUUAGUAUGAUAAUAUUGAUGAUACAUCUUUAGAUCUAUAAAUUUCAACGCUCUACACUUCAUAAUAAAAAAUAAAUUUUACAAAAUAUAACUCUUUAAAAGUAAUAUUUUCUAUAAUAUUACUAGUAAACUACCAUAUACUAUUAGUACCCACUAUCUAUUUGUCAUUCAACGACUUGAGUAAUCCUCUCCUAAUUAUUUGCUUUAUCAUAUCAGCUAUUUUAGGAUUAUUAGUGUGUGACUGUGAUUUUGAUUAUUCUGUUUCAAGCAAUAAUUUUUUAGGAAAAAGUUUCAGUCUUUGGUAAUAUCUAAUGCUAAUUAUUGAAGUUAUAUGCGUUGUUGUUUUUAGUCUGAAUAAUCAAGGAAAUUUUACUAUCUUGGUUUGUCUCUUUUUAAUAAAAUUUAUCUAUUACUAUUUGAUCAAUCCGUAUUACUCAUAAUAAGCAAAAUAAUUGAGUUUGUUUUGCUCUAUUUACUUUUUUAUGCUAAAUUUUCUCAUCUUGUUUUGCUUAGAAUACAACAUAUUUGAAGGAUUAGAAUGCUUUUUGAUGUUUUUUUUCAUUCCUUUCUCAUGGAAAUUAUCUAAAAUGAUUUGCCAUUACUUAAAUGAACAAAUAAAAAAUAAAUUUUAAGCACUUUCUUCUAAAGAUUGUGUGUGA